This is a messenger RNA of Coccidioides immitis RS, 288 nucleotides long. RefSeq lists its product as uncharacterized. The record is from RefSeq and is a predicted model, not a curated record. The transcript has 3 exons. Bases 1 to 288 code for a protein of 95 amino acids. NCBI's taxonomy places the organism in Eukaryota, Fungi, Ascomycota, Eurotiomycetes, Onygenales, Onygenaceae.
AUGAUUAUGUAUACAUCUGGUGUCACCCAAAGCAAAACAGACAAGAGGGAGAACAAACGUUUCGCCCUCAGCGAAAGCUCUGGCCGGUUCGAGGUGUUCUUUUUUGAGUCCGGCUGUUCCUGGUGCGCUGUUUUGGUCGACUGCUCAGUUAAAACCACUGCUCCCAUUUACGUCCGCUCGCCAGCCUACGCGAUCGGAGCAGGGCUUCGCAGACGGAAUGAGUACAAGAGUACGUUUAUACAUCAUCAUCAUCAUCAUCAUACUAUUGUUACAGACAGCAGUGUGUAA